Molecule: messenger RNA, 464 nt
Organism: Aspergillus pseudonomiae
Lineage: Eukaryota; Fungi; Ascomycota; Eurotiomycetes; Eurotiales; Aspergillaceae
Exons: 2
Coding region: 63-329 (88 amino acids)
Source: RefSeq, a predicted model, not a curated record
CGACUAUAACCUAUACCGGGCUCGCUUUUACACAAACAUCAUGCCCGGCUCUAAUUCAAGUGAUGAGUUUAAUGAUGAUAUCUUCAUCGUGGACGUUGACAGCAUUCAAGCUCAUGGUAUACCUUCCUGUCAUCCGUGUAAAGUACAAUCUCACCACGAACAGGGAUCGGUGCCGCCGAUAUCACAAAAUUGAAGACCAAUGGCUUCUAUACUGUUGCUGUAUGUCCCACGGCCUGUAUAGACGAAAGGGGUUCAGGUUCUUAAGCAUUCUUACGUUUACCUACUUAGUCCGUUCAUGGGGCUACCCGAAAGACCCUUUUGAAGAUUAGGGGCUUCAGCGAGGUCAAAGUUGAAAAGAUCAAGGAUGCCAUCAACAAGUGCUUGGUAUGCAAAACAUGGCUUAAGAUUAUACCACGAUCACUGAUUCGACUAGCCAUCUGCGUCUGGAUUUAUCACGGCAAUGG